Schistocerca serialis cubense is the source of this 1667-nucleotide messenger RNA. RefSeq names its product RNA-binding protein 4.1-like. The transcript has 6 exons. The record is from RefSeq and is a predicted model, not a curated record. NCBI's taxonomy places the organism in Eukaryota, Metazoa, Arthropoda, Insecta, Orthoptera, Acrididae. The coding region runs from base 41 to 892 and encodes 283 amino acids. Gene Ontology annotation, molecular function: mRNA binding. Gene Ontology annotation, cellular component: cytosol.
GCUGUCCCUCCUGAUAAUACUUCCAUCCAUCCUGGAAGUCAUGCUACAUACCAUAAAUCUGGGUGCCACUAUCUCAUUAUUCUGUUGGAUGAAUCUAGUGACAUUGGACACCCAUGUUGAUUUCCUGGAGAAAACAAAAAUAUUUGUGGGCCGUUUGCCAGAACAUGCUCAGGUUCAAGAGUUAAGAGCUCUCUUUGAACAGUAUGGUGUAGUUACUGAAUGUGACAUCCUGAACAGGUAUGGGUUUGUGCACAUGAAAACGGAGGAAAUGGCUGCUGCUGCUAUUGAAGCUCUAAACAAUGCUGAAUUCAUGGGUGUUCAGAUUAGUGUGGAGCAAUCUACAGGGAAAAAAAGUGGCAGAGGGGGAGGCUACAGAGGGGGUUUUGGACCAAUGCGUGGUCGAGGUAGUUUCAGAGGAAUGGGACGAGCAACUCCUUACAUGAGGGAUUCAAGAGAGUUUGAAAGACGACCCGGUAUGGCACCACCACCUAGCAUGAGGAAUGGCUUUUAUGAGGGCUAUGAACGUGGUUAUGAUAAUUACUAUCCUUCACAUGGUCCUCCACCCAUGAUAAGUCCGAGGGAAAGGGAAGCAGAGAGGAGGUCAUACCCAGACAUGAUGCGUGCACCAUAUGAACGACGUUCUUUCUCUGAAAUGGGUAGUCCAUAUGAACGAACUAGUCUUCCACCGGUUGCAUCAUUUGAGCGUCGCAGUGAAUAUGGUGGCGCAAGAUUGGGCUCAGACAUAUAUCGCAGGCGUACCCCUCCUCCUUCAUCAGGAUAUGGAAGUUCAGGGUACGAUCGUGACGAAAUGGAUCCUUAUGGAGCCCCAAGCAGACGCUACCCUGCACCGUCACCUCUCGAUCGUGACUUGCCGCCGCCACGCCGAUACUAGAUGCUCCCGAAUAUCAGGCGAAUGUGUACGUCGUGUUGCUGUUGCGAUAAAACAGCGAGAAGUGCGGACGGCGCUCGGAUGGUGGCAGCGAUACAAUUCACGACAGGCGUACGGAGACGACACCCCUUUUUGCAACUUCGCUUUCAUUCGUAUAAUUUAGCGUAGGACUUAUGCUUAAUAGAAAAUGACUAAACCAAGCAAUGAGUGCAAUUAAUUUAAGUCUUCGGAUGCAAGCUGUAGCUGUGGCGUUCAAAAUCUGAUACAUCGUAGGUGUGUACUUCAGGGGUAAACGGGUAGCUUACACAGUUAUCGUCAGUUUGAAACUGAACAGGACGUAGGGAGUUAUUUCUCACGAAACCAUGUAAAUAUUUCACGUUCGUUUCACUAAAUUGUGAAAGUCUAUGAAGAUUGAAUCGUUCUGUACCUUUUUUAAAGUCAUAUUCGUAGUGAUUACCUUUAUGUUUUCGUGAAUUUUACGUGCGAAACUUUGUGUAGGAACCAUAGAUAUUCCUUUCGAGUACUGCAAUUUUAAAUGUAGUAGUGUCCUGUCUGUGCGAUAAAACCAUGCGAUUCAGAAAGCGACUUUGUGUUUUGUUGUCCCACAAAAAAAAACUUUUUUGUAUGUGUAAACAUAAAAACUGUAAGGAGACUACCACAAUUGCAGAUUGACAAGGGUUAUUUAAUAUUUAAUUUCAGAAUAUUAUUUUGCCGUUCUGUGUAAACUGUUUUUAAUACAUGCGUCUGUACUGGGAUGAAAUAAAAUUAAAUAAAUAAA